This is a messenger RNA of Tetrahymena thermophila SB210, 1473 nucleotides long. RefSeq names its product SPFH domain/band 7 family protein. Lineage: Eukaryota; Ciliophora; Oligohymenophorea; Hymenostomatida; Tetrahymenidae. The record is from RefSeq and is a predicted model, not a curated record. Gene Ontology annotation, cellular component: plasma membrane. The transcript has 3 exons.
UUCUAUCUAUAAUUGAUCUAAUUAUUUAAUAAAAAUCAAAGAAUUGUAUUUUUAAACAAUCAAAAUAAAAAGUUAACAAGCCAAUAAACUAGUUCAGAUUUCAUUUUUAAGACGAGCAUGAGCCAAUAUAAUGAUUCCCAUGAUAAAAACGUUUUAGAAUUACCUUUAAUAAAUUAGUCCUCUGAUAUAGUGAACGAUUAAGACAGCGUACCCCUUGAACCAUAGCAUAUUAAUAUAUCAAACUACUAGCAAAGAUUCGAAAUAAACAGAUAAAAGUAAAACUAAAAAAGUAACCCCUCCUCUCCUCCAUAAAUAUAACAAUAAGGAAAUACUCAACAGAAUCUCCUAUUAACAAAUAAUAACACAAACUAAAUUAUCAGCAAUCCUCCUCUUCAAGGACCUUUGAUGCAACCUAAUCCCAACUUCAAUUAAACUAAAGAAAUAUAUAUAGGCAACGCAUAGUAGAGCUAUAAUAUGUAAUAGUAAUAAAUACAAAUGUAAUAGUAAUAAUUUGUGCCAUAACAGCAAAUGUAGCCAGGAUUUUUCAAUCCUUAAAUACAUCCAAAUCAAAUAAAUAUGAUGCAACCUUCAAACUAAAUGCUAAUCAAUUAAUAGCAUGUACUCCCUUAAAUACAACUAACUCCUGAAGAAAUAGCUAGAAGAUAGAAAAGAUUAGAUUUCAAAAAUAAAUUUUAGCGUUAAAUACCUGAAGAAAACCCUGAUAAUUUAAAAGUUGAAGGCGGAUAUUAAAAAAUUCUUUACAACUGUGGUAAUUGUUGUGGUUGUUGUGGUCAAUAUUGUCCCUGUUUUUGUUGUUCUAAUCCUAUGAUCUUAGUAGAUAACUCGUUUAGGGGUAUCUAUGAAAGAUUUGGUAAAUACGUUAAAAAUGUGGAUGCAGGCUUACAUUUUGUUAACCCUUGCACUGAUUAAUUAAUUAAGAUAGAUAUGAAAACUCAAAAUAUCGACUUAGGUAUGUAACAAUCAUUAACUUAAGAUAACAUUUUGUUAUUUAUCCACGGUGUUGUCUAAUAUCGUAUUCUUGAUUGUAGAAAAGCUUACUAUUCUAUUGAUAAUAUUGACUUCAGUGUAAAAGAAUUGUCAAUUUGUGCAUUACGUUCCACUAUUAGUUAGUUUAAAUAUUAAGAACUUCUUGAUAAUAGAGAUUUAUUUAGAAAAAAAAUGGAAGAGUUUGUUGAAGAGUAUAUCCAUGACUGGGGUAUCGAUGUUGAAUAAAUUAUUAUUAAAGAUAUGAACAUGGAUUAAAAUAUUUCAUAAUAACUUGCUUCAGCUGCAAAGGAAGUUCGUUUAGCAUAGGCUAAAAUUUAAAAUGCUAAAGCCGACGUUGCUGCUGCAGAAGAACAAAGAAAGGCUGCAGAUUAGCUUGCUUCAAAGGCAGCCAUGCAAAUUCGUUAUUUGAGCACUCUUGAAAGAAUAGCCUCUAAAAGUAAGGUAGUCUUCUUAGCCGAACAUUGA